AUGCUAAUGAGCAAGCCAGGCGUUUUGCCUUUGUUCGUUUGCAGUAAGAAAACUUGGGUUUCAGCAAGAAAUUCCCCUGGAGAGAGAACCUUUUUGAAGCUGCCAAACAAGGUAGCCGGUACGACUUUAUCCACCAGGCCGGAGGAAAAUCCAUCGCUUGCUUGGACAUCGAGGGCGCUGCAUUAUGCUGAGGGCUCCUUUUCCGAUGAUUGUGCUCGGAUCAAGCUGGAACAGGCGAGUGGGACCCAGCACGUGAGCGGUGUCCCUUCAGAUUUGGACAGGGCGCAUGUACCCGGAAUUGUCUUUUGGGCCGACAAGAACGGGCUUCUCCAGCUCACGUGUGAUGCCGGGUGGAAGUUCGAGGUGCCGGAGAACUUCCGCAAGCCCAUCAUGUACAGGUGCAAGAUGGGUGCUGUGGGUUUCUCAGUCUCCUGCUGUGCUGAUCGAGAAACUCGCUUCUUGGAUGAGCGUGAGCAGGCAAGUCUGGCCUAUGGACUCAAGACCAUGUAUCGGAAGAGAAUGAUUGCAGAGAGCCAAGAACAACUUGAGAAUUUGGACCUUUGGCACAUUGGACAAGCUUUGCUGAGCAGUCCGGCGUUGGGGCAGGAUGCCAAACGCAGACUUCUGCAGGCUCAACAUAAGGUCACGUCUGAGAUAGAAGGCAUCCUGGAAGCGAGCUCAGCACAUUUUGGCAUGUCGAUGAAGGCGCAGGUUUACAAUCUACAGGUGAGUCUACAGAGUCUCAGGACUCGGCUUGCAACAAGCGCGUCGCCAGUUCCUGGGGAAGUUCUCUGCAGAGUUCUGGCAGCAGACAUUGCAAAAGUGACACGCCAGGCCAAGAUUGUGGGCGUGGCUUUGCCAGGCAGGUUUCCUAUGAUGAUGGAGGCCGACAGCUUUCAGGAGCUAAUGCUGGCCGUGCAGAACGCUCAGAUCGGGCAGAGCCUCCAACAGGAAAUUCUGGAGAUUCUUGAAGACCUGCAGCAGAUCUUCCUGGAGCCAGAUCAACCCGCCAAGCUCAUGUGCAGUGUGUGCAGGGCCCUGGUCCCUCACUUUUCUUUUGAGAACUGCUCUGACGAGGCGAAGUGGGUUCUGCAGCACCUCUCCAAGGUGUUCCGCAGCAAGGUCCGCAAAUUGCAGUUCUCGGAGGAGAUCCCAGAUCUGGUGGCGGAUCUGGACCAAGCCGCGCAGGAACGCGGCUGCGUCUGGCAACAGCUUGGUUCGGUGGCUGCCCUCACGGAUGCUGUUGGCUACAUCAAGAGGAUUGACCUCCAGGUACGAAGAGGCUUUAUAAAUUCUACUCUGGGUGACCGCGCAGAAGUGGAGGCAGCAAUCAGGACGAUGAAGGCUGAGCUGCGUCAGCUCAUCUACAAGAGUGCUGGCAGCCCCGAAGGUUCCGCAGGACUCCUCAGUGACGAGGAGGAGCAGAGUCUUUGUGAGCUCGUGCGUGCGCAGAAGGAAGAGACAGAGCAGACGUAUUCCGAAGGAAUGCUUAGUACAAAGGAGAGGGAUGAUGAAGCCAAGUACAGCAAAGCCGUCCGAUCUUCAAUGUAUGAUGCGCAGAGCGAAGGGAACGACUUCAACAUGUUGGACAGGCUCCACAGAGAGGAGUUGGUCAAGCUUGGUACCCUUGUUCAGGAGCUGCAGAGUCGAAGGGUGCGGCUGCAAAUGCAAAAAUGCGAGGAUGUGCCGCAGCUAGACGAAACGAUACGGCUGUGCAGGGCACAGGAGGCGUGCUGGCGCCAUCACUUGCAAAACCUGAAGGACAACGAGACAGCGGUGCGGCAGAAGAGCAGGACAAUCGAGGAUCAACAGCGGAAUGCCCUCACAAAUUCUGCGAGCACACAGAGAGAGCUUCUGGCGUUGUACAGGGAGCGUGACAGGCUGUGCAAUCAGAUCAGUUAUGAACUACAGAGAAAGGCAGAUCUCGAACAUGAAUUAGAAUCAGAAAGAGAUGCAGAUCUCGAACGAAAGAAGGUCGCCGAAGAAAUUCAGUGUGAAAUACGAGACUUAAGAAGAGCAGCAGACCUUUGUCACCCUUUUUUUCACCGCGAGGCCAAGGAGCAAAUCGGGCAGAAGAUCGAGGAAAAGAGCAGGAGACGCACAGAGAUCUACAAGCACAUCGAGGAAAAGAACGGGAGACUCACAGAGCGCAUCCAGAAGGCCAAUGUCAAGCUCAAGGACCUGAAGAUAGAACUUUCAGGGAAAGAGCAGGAGAUACAACGCAUGGAGAAGGACUUCAACCAGCUUGGCGAGGAAGAGCAGCAGGUGCGGUUGAGGGGUAGAUAUUGCGACAAGGACUCCAGCACCGUGGCCGAAUCCUUUCAGAAGGCAUACAACCUGUCGAAUAGGCUUCAGUCCAAGACCUUGGCCUUACAAGGCCUCAAAGAUUCUGUCGAGCAAAAGAUCGAAGAUGAAGAGGAGAACCUUUGCCAGCAGUGGGAGAAGAUCUGCGAGGCGCGGGAGUCGAUUGGCGACUCCGAGGGCUACGCUUCGAAGCUGCUCCUCGCAUCUGCCCGGAGGAGCUUCGCGGAGAUUGAGCGCUCCAUCUGCGCUGUGGGGCUCCAGGAGACUGCGCAGGAAGGGCGGCGGCUCCGCCAGGAGCACGCGAAGCUGGGCGAGCAGAUUGCCGGCGCAGAAGAGAGGCAGAAAGCUUUGGAAGAGAGGUGCUGCGAAGUCAAGCUUAAAGCUCAGGAAGCGGAGCAGGAGGUGAACGAGAAAACCUUGGAGUAUCACAAAUGCAUUCAGAGGCGGAACGCCAUUGACAUGGAGCUGAAGGUGGGUGCAGAAGGCAAGAUCGCCCUGUGUCAGGAGCAGCUGGUCACCACGGAGGCAGCGAAGGAGGCUGCGCAAGCCGACCUUCAGAGGGCCAAGCUGCAAAUCUUGCGUCACAAGGUGUUUGGGAGGCUCAAGCAUGUCGGAAUGCACCGCAAUGUCAAGCAGGCGGAAGAUCUGAACCACUCAAACGUGAUCAAGACGAGGGCGCAUCGCGACUGCCAAGAGGAUCGUGAUGGCCGACGCCCUGAAGGAAUGCAUCCAGUUUGCAAUUACUUCCAGGUCUUGGACAAAGCACUAAAGGUUAUGGUGCAGGAGGGAAAAGCACCCAAGGAAUUCUGGGAGGAGGUCAAAAUGAAGCAAGAGUGGGACCAUGUCCGUGAGCACCACAGCCAAGACUUGCUCCAAGCUUUUGAAGUUUUGAAGCAGGAGCUGACCCGAUAUGAUGAUGACGCAGCUUCCACAGUGGCAGAGUACACCGACAGACUUGAAGCCACCAAGCAAGAAUUGGAAGCGGCUCAGAUGCUUCUUUCGAGCCGAAAGAGGCUCGACAGCUACAUCACCAUCGGUCGGCGCGGCAAAGACACUGCAAGUGAACCUUCCGUGGCAAAAAGGCUCCUUCAGGGGCUGGAUCUACUAGUUUUGGAUGGGUCGACACAGGUCGCCAGCUCCUUCGGAACCAAGCCAAUCAGCAACUUCUUCGAAGAACACCUCUUUCCUAAACUGCCCCCAGUUUCUCCGGAUGAAGCAGCGGAUGCCCAGAAAGCUUUCGGAUACCUGCUUAGGGACCAGGGCCUCACGAACAAAGAGUUGGACCUUUCACGCCCUCUCCAUGCUCUCCAUGUCACGGAUGGAGCUGAGAUGUUGCACUCAGGGGCUUGGGAGCUUCUGCGCGAAGCCCUAAUACGACGUUUCAAAUCCAGUUCGAACGACCCAGCAACGUUGCCGAAGCUCUUGGAGUUGGAGCAGGCGAAGAAGGGAUUACAGGAAGUUUGCCAAGAGAUUACCCGUUGCCAGCUCGACCUAGAUUUGCAAGGAAGAGGCCUAGUGCAGUUGAAGGAGAGAGAGGAGCAUAUCAAGAAACUUCUGCAAUGGAAUGAGGCCGAAGCGAACAGCCUGGCUCAGGCAAGCAGCUCCGAGCAGCAGCUUCAGCGCAUGCUGUCCAUGUACGGCCAAAUGCAGGCAGCAUCGGAUGAGGAGAGCCGCAAAGACGAAGAGCUCAUGAAGCAAAAGCAGGCUGAACUGCAGGCCAAGUCCUUUGAGUUGGCUUCUGCCAAGUCCCAGUUGGAUCCACAACUCGUUGAGAGCGUGGUCCGGCUGCUGCAUGCAAGCUCCCAUGCAAUGCGAUUCGGCUUGAACAUCGACAGCCUCGCAGCUGGGCAGGUGAACUGCGUGUACUGCCCAGGAGCAAGCUCUGAGUUCAUGGGCGCGCUUGAAGCCUUUACACGCCAGCUAGCCAAGGAGAUCAACAGCGGAUCAGUCCGCUUGACAGCGAGAUCGAUCCCUUCCAGCAAGCUGCAGGCCAUCCUCAGCAAGUUGCCGAAUGUCUGUAGUGAGCAUCAGUCAGACCCAGACCUGCUGUCAGCGUCGAGGUACAUCUUUCAGGAGUUUCAGAGGAAGAGGCAGGACAAGAUGCUGGAAGUUCAGCAUUGCCGUGAGGGCCUCAAGGCUGACAUUCAGGCGCUCACCAACAGGAAAAAAAUCCGCGAUGAAUUCUGGAAACCUGCAGCCGCAGCGCGAGUGAAUCUCAUUCGGGACUUUUUGUCGUUCCUUGGGCAGAAGGUGGUUGCGGCGUCCCGUGUCCAGCGACACCCCAAGCUCCAGGAGUACAAGCUCCAGCGCGCGACGAAGAGCUUUGUGUACCAGCUGGAAGUACUGACCAGUGUCUUUGGUCAUAAAGAGCUAUGUGACGCUGUUCAAGCCUUGGCUCCGAUGAAGCAGAAGUGGUGGUGCCGUGCAGUGCUGGAAGUCUUGGAGCCGUACCUUGAAAUUCCCAAAAGCGCUGACCGUGAUGACCCGAAGCAGGUCUUGGACGUGAUGGUCAGCUCCCUGAAGCUCGCUGCCAGCAAAGGUUUCUCGGACACUGAUCGGCUCCAGCAGCUCAUUAAGAAAAAGAGGCCUGGAACGGGUGGCGCAGAGUACUUGCUGAAGAAGCUCUCCUCCCGCCUGCAUGAAGAUGAAGACCAGGCAGGGUCUAAGCCAGGGUUGCUGCGCCGGGCGGCACGUGCCUUGGCUUCGCGGUUAUGGUCCGAAGCAGGAGCUCCAGACUGCAAGGACUUCACAGACCCUUGGGUUGUUUACAAAUGUCAGCUUGAGAGCAAGGAGGCCACGCGGGAGGCUGAUUUCAGAGCAGAAGUCGCCAAGAAGGAAGAAUCCAUUGCCCGUCUCGAGAAGGAGAAGGCGCAGAUCUUGUUCCAGGAUACAGCAGAGGAGGACUACACAGUGGAUUGCCUCGAUCGGUGCAUUGCCUGCCUGGAGAAGAGUGCUGGUUUCCUGGCCUUGGAACGGCGCUUCACAUCUCAUGAAGAAAUACGCGGCAGCAGCGCAGACUAUGUCGUGUUCCAGCAUGCGGGCAGGCAGGUUGCGAUUCGCCUUUUGCACUCAGAUCCAUUGGCGAAGGGUGAGGAGAUCCAGGAGAUCCAGAGAGUCCGGGGCAACGCCGACUUUGUGAAAGACGAGCUCUCUCAUCUUGUGGUCCGGAAGCAACGCCUGGCCCAAGAAGUGGCGGAGGCUUUGCAGCAAUGCGGCUCCAUGGACUUGCGGCAGAUCCAGUUGCGCCUGCGCACCCUGGGUCUUUGCCUGGCGGGAUAUGAUUCCUUCGACAAUGGCCAGGAAGUUACGGGCAUCGACAGCCUGGUGUCUGUAGCGUUGGAUGCGCUGCUUGGCCAGACUAACCCCUACAUCGUGGAUGGUGUUAACAACACCUCGCUGGCCCUUGAGCAGCAGACAAAGCAGCUUGUGAGCGACUGGGGCGGGGAGGAGUCAAAGGACUUGGGCAAGAUUCUCGACUUUGUCAACCAGCAUUUUGCAUCUCCCCAAGCCAGGCUCACGGAGGCUCGGCUGCUCACCUCUCAACAUCGGGACUACGUACCGCUUGAGAUUCCUUGGUCCAACGUCGAAUGCUGCCGUGAGGUAAAGCUUGCUAUUCUGCGAGUGCAAGAUCUGCGAGUGCAAGGCCUGCGAGUGCAAGAUCGGUUCUUCCUCAUCGUUCCCAUUGGGAAGGCCAAGAUGUUUCAGGAUAAUGCUGCCAUCGACCUGAAGCUUCGAAUAUCGCACCUGACAUCACAGUUGAAGGGCGAAGAGGACUUGUGGGCUGCACUGUGCCAUGCAAGGUUCCAGGAAGUGCAUAAGUGCAGCCUCUCUGAUUCCACGACCCUUGCGGCUGGCUUUAGGGACGAGCGUGCCAAUCUUGCGAAGGCGUGGUCCGUGCAAGAUUGCCUGCGAAGUCACGGCAAAGUAGCUGGCAGCAUCUUGUCAUGA
Molecule: messenger RNA, 6252 nt
Organism: Symbiodinium natans
Lineage: Eukaryota; Dinophyceae; Suessiales; Symbiodiniaceae
Source: the annotation of a GenBank genome assembly